Melitaea cinxia (Glanville fritillary) is the source of this 973-nucleotide messenger RNA. It is a transcript of the gene BORCS6, whose product is annotated as BLOC-1-related complex subunit 6. The record is from RefSeq and is a predicted model, not a curated record. The transcript has a single exon. Gene Ontology annotation, cellular component: BORC complex. The coding region runs from base 1 to 744 and encodes 247 amino acids. Lineage: Eukaryota; Metazoa; Arthropoda; Insecta; Lepidoptera; Nymphalidae. Gene Ontology annotation, biological process: lysosome localization.
AUGAGUAAUAAAGAUUCUCUUUCGCCGUUCGAUCCUAGUAAAGCUAUCGUCGAAGAUAAAACAAAUAAAGACGGCGAUGUAGAAUUGGAUGAAGACAUGUCUUCGCGAAUGACCGCCUCCUAUAGUGAGAUAUCUUUUCACUCUGAUAAUGGUCAGAGUAAUGGAGAGCUAAGCAGGGACACCGGCCCAUCUAGACCUUACGAUCUACCUUCAGAAAACCGAAAACAAGAUAAGAUACCCUUAGAUAUAGAUGGGCAUGUGCGCUAUGAAGGAGAUAUGACUCAUUAUGUUGCUGACGAUUUAGAAUUUCAGAUUAAACUUUCCAGUCCUAUAGCUAAGAGAGGAGAAACCCCAAUAUUCGGCAGUUCUAGUGCUUCCAGGUCUAGUACACCUUCCGGCAAACUCUACCGACAAAUAUUGGCUCCACAGAUUGGGCAAAUAGAUAUAACAGUAUUAAAUGAUCUCGAAUACGAAGCUCAAAAAAUAGCACAAUCGGUCGAUAAUUUGAUUGAAAACUUGUCAAGCAUUCUACAUUCAAACUCUUCACUCACAGCGGAAAAUAUGGAAGUUUACAGAGAUGCAGUUGGUAAAACUUGUGACGCAAUGGAUAAUAAUAUAAAGAGUAUGUAUACAAUCCUUGCCAAGGGGGAGGAAGUCUCACAAGCAAUGGUGCCAGUUCAAGCACAGGCAGCCAGAAUAGCGGAAAUAAAAAGACUAUUACAAAUAUUUGAAAGCUAUUUCUAAGUCAACUAAACUUAAAUUUAAACAUUAAAAACAAUAAAAAAAUAAUAUAUAGAGGCAAUUAGUGCAUUACCCUUAUUGACUCCAUACAUUAUUUCAAAAUAUGUAAUUCCUUUAAGAUAAUUUUAUGCUCCGACUUACUAUUAGGCCUAGUGCAAAAGUUGUAAAAAUGUUGUUUAUUUAGUUGUUAUAUUUUUUUACAAUUUAAAUACAAAUAUUAUAAAAUAUUUAU